This is a messenger RNA of Paramormyrops kingsleyae, 2490 nucleotides long. It is a transcript of the gene gmpr2, whose product is annotated as guanosine monophosphate reductase 2. Gene Ontology annotation, biological process: nucleotide metabolic process. Lineage: Eukaryota; Metazoa; Chordata; Actinopteri; Osteoglossiformes; Mormyridae. Gene Ontology annotation, molecular function: GMP reductase activity. The record is from RefSeq and is a predicted model, not a curated record. Gene Ontology annotation, cellular component: GMP reductase complex.
CGGUGCGCAUGCGUGUUGCCUAUCGGGAAAAAAGAUGCUAGUGACAGUGACAAAGGCCAUAACAGUAUGUUGCAUGAAAGCAUAGGCAGUUACAAAGGCUAAUAUUUCAGAGGCGCUACCUGUUAAAUGAACUUAACUUCCUAUUUCCCAUGUUUUUGAAAUACCUUUAUUGCUUAUCUUGUACUUCCGGACGCGUGCUGCUUUUUAAACUGCACCUUCUGAAUGUGUGCUAGCUAAGGUAGCUUUUACUCUUUAAUAACCCUGAGCGUCCAAAGAAAACUGGUGGGGUCUUAAGUUAUAAGUUAUAACCAAUUGCGACGAAGCCCAGCACCCGGACCCGGGAGCCGCAUCAAUGCCCCGCAUCGAAAACGACGUCAAGCUGGACUUCAAGGACGUGCUCCUGCGUCCCAAGCGAAGCACGCUGAAGUCCCGCAAUGAGGUUGACCUGAUGCGCAGCUUCUCCUUCAGGAAUUCCAAGCUCAGCUACAGAGGCAUCCCCAUCAUCGCGGCCAACAUGGACACAGUGGGCACCUUUGAAAUGGCUCAGGCUCUGCACAAGUUCUGCCUCUUUACGGCCAUCCAGAAACACUACUCAGUGGACGACUGGAAAGAGUUUGCCGGCCAGCACCCAGAAUGCCUCAAGAGUAUGGCGGUGAGCACAGGUACAGGUGACGGGGACUUCGAGAAACUCAGCCAGGUCCUGGCUGCGGUGCCGCAGCUGGAGUACAUCUGCGUGGACGUGGCCAACGGCUACUCCGAGCACUUUGUCCGCUUUGUCAAGGACGUGCGGCAGAAGUUCGUUUCGCACACCAUCAUGGCCGGGAACGUGGUUACUGGGGAGAUGGUGGAGGAGCUGAUUCUCGCCGGUGCUGACGUCAUAAAAGUGGGCAUCGGACCAGGGUCAGUGUGUACGACGCGUAAGAAGACCGGGGUAGGGUACCCCCAGCUCAGUGCUGUGAUUGAGUGCGCCGACGCUGCCCACGGACUGGGAGGACACAUCAUAUCCGAUGGCGGAUGCACCUGUCCCGGGGACGUCUCCAAGGCUUUCGGUGCCGGUGCGGACUUCGUCAUGCUGGGCGGGAUGUUGGCGGGUCACACAGAGAGUGGUGGCGAGGUCAUCGAGAAGAAUGGGAAGAAGUACAAGCUGUUUUAUGGCAUGAGCUCCGACACUGCCAUGAAGAAACAUGUUGGGGGAGUGGCCGAUUACAGGGCCUCAGAGGGGAAGACGGUUGAGGUGCCCUUUAAGGGCCCGGUGGAGGAAACCAUUCGGGACGUCCUGGGAGGGGUGCGCUCCACCUGCACGUACGUGGGCGCCGCCAAGUUGAAGGAGCUGAGCCGGAGGACCACCUUCAUCAGGGUCACUCAGCAGCUGAACACUGUGUUUGGUAAUGACAGCUAGACCCAGCUUGGAUGUUUUAGUCUGGAGAUAAACGUAAAGCUGCAGCCUUCAUUUUACACACAUGCAUGCCAUGUACAAAAUUUUUAUCUUUCAUCCCUGUCACACGCCCAUCCACACAAGCCUAAGAGAUCCUGCUUUAAUCUGUUUUUAGACUCUGUCUUAUCUCUGACACGGUUUUAUUAUUAUCUAAUAAGGUUUAAUGUCACACCGGGACUACAUUUGUAUGCAUAUCUAAAUCUAUAUUAUCUGAGUCCAUUAUCCUCAGUAAAUAUCCUCACUAAUCAUUUUAAUUAGUCUGUGAAACAACGUUUUAGCCAUUAUAGCCAUUGUUUCUUGAUUUAUUAUUGAUUGCUUUGUAUUUUCUGUAGUUGUUGCCUAAAGAAUGACAAAGGAUCAAACGUGGAGGCAAAUUACUUUUUCUUUUACUUACUCGUACAAGUUGUUGCUUAUCUUAUUUUAAAAUAUUUAACAAACGGUUAUUUGCUUUAUUAACUGAACACAUGGCAGGGCUAAAGCUUAAGGCUUCACUGUCAAGUUGCCAAAGUCCAGCCACUAUCUCCGGCUAUCAACCACAGCUCCAGAAGCUACCAUUCCUGUUUCCCAGAGGAAGGAGAGUUGAAUUUUAACGUUACAUAUUUAAUAAAAAAAAAUGUUUUAUCUCCCAGGAGGAGAGUUUAAUUUUAAUGUUACGUAUUUAAUUUUAAAAAAUGUUUUAUGGAAAAAUACAAAAGCUGUGUCUAUGUUAAUUUUAUAUGGUUAAUCUUUACCAAUGUGCAAAUAUAUGUUAAAAAAUAGGCUAGUCGGUCUUGUGCAACUGGGCCACGCUGCGACCCAGGGGAUCUUAGCCAAUCAGUUAUGAGUUCAAAAGGCAUCUGCUGCACCUGGCACUGGCUUUUAGCUGCACCUGGCACUGGCUUUUAGCUGCACCUUUUCAGCUUUGUCAUGUCACUAUUGUAAAAUGGAUUUUAUAAAAAUCCUUAACUUGUGUAGGUUAUGUGACUAGCUAAGUUUAUUGAUUUACUGUCAAAUCUUUUAUACAUAUUGAUUGUUAAACAUAAAAAAUACCAAAUAAACAGUGAAAUGCGAAACAA